AUGGCGACUCCAGGCCGCCAAAAUCCUCCGACCAAUCAACCCUCUCUAUCUUCCAUUAAAUCCACGCUCAAAGCUUACGCUCUCCCUCUCGUUCUCCUCGCGGCCUCGGUUUUCUACCAGCUCGUCGUUUUGCCGCGUAGUUUUCCGCCGUCCUACUACAAUGCUUUGGGGAUUCCCAGGUACAGUUCUAUUGAAGAAGUGACUCAAGCAUAUGAAGAAAUUAUUUCCAAGUGGAAUUCGAGUGUUGAAGAAGUUCCUCAGACAGUCGAUCUUAUUAAGGUGCAAUAUGCUUAUGAGCUGCUGACAAAUCACUUGUUGAAGAGAGACUACGACGUAUAUAACAUCGAUGAAUAUUCUCAUGUGCUUGAAAAGGCCAAAGAGCAGCUUUCCGGAAAACCUAUUGCUGAAAUUGGCCGUCGACUGAUCGAUUCUGCUUAUUUUGAUCCAGAUCAAGAUCUUGGGUUGAUCACCGCUCAGAACUUUUUAUCCACAUUCGAAGAUGACAAAGCAUUGCUACUACAGAUAAUUUCACUAGGGAGCAAUCGUUGUGCAGAAUUUUCUAUCACGUGGAAGAGAAUUGUUAAUCUGCUGAAUGGGGUAGCAAAUACUGGAAUUGUUGAACUUGGUGAUGUUCAGCUUGCUGUACAUUUAGCUGAGAAAAAACCCAGUGGACAACCUUUCUUUAGAAGUGGGGUUCCAGCACUUCUGGCGUUUCCACCUGGAUGUAAAAGUGCGAGUUGUCUUCAAAGGUAUGAUGGUGACCUGUCAGUUGAUUCAAUCACAGAUUGGUUGGCAACAAGCAUCCUAAGUUUACCUCGAAUCCCGUUUUACUCUAAGGAUUCCCUGGUGCAUAAUUUUCUGGUAAAGAGCAAGCCUCAUCUGGUUAAAGUUAUAUUCAUCUCAAAAACUGGAGAACGUGCUACCCCAUUCAUUCGUCAAGCUGCUAGGAGCUAUUCAUCAUAUGCCUCUUUUGCCUUUGCUUUAUGGAAAGAGGAGGAAUCCACAUACUGGUGGAAUAUGUUCGGUGUGGAGUCUGCUCCUGCAAUAGUAUUCAUGAAAGAUCCAGGAGUUCAACCUGUUGUUUACCAUGGACCAAUCAAUAGUUCGUUGUUCACAGAUAUUGUGGAGAAGAACAAACAUUUUGUGCUUCCCCAGUUGAGAAAUUUGACUGCUAUGGAGUUGGGUUGUGAUGUUCAUGGUUAUUCGCGUGCUGGGACUGAUACCAAGAUUUGGUACUGUGCACUUGUUGCUGGAAGACCAAGUCAGGAACUCAACAAAAUGCGUGAAACUAUGCGCAGAGUGCAAGAAACACUUACAGAUGCUGAUGAGAUAGACAUAGAUGAUCAAGAACCUCAGUUAACACCAGCAGCAUUAGCACUAAAACAAAAGCGCCUAACAUUUGCUUGGCUAGAUGGGGAGGCACAGCAUCGCUAUUGUUUUUUCAACAUCCACUCAGAUGAUAGCUACGAGUCAUGUGGAACAAGGAGGGGGAUAACGGAUGUAGCACAGCUGUUCAUUGUACGUUAUGAGAGGCAUCCUAACAGUGAAAAUUUGGAUACCCCUAAACAGCCAAACAAUAUUUUUCAUGCGUGGCAUCACCCUGAGUCUGAUCCAGUGUCCUCGCUAGUCGCAAAAUAUAAUGGCUCGACCGAAGUUUCAGAGAUCAUAAACUGGGUGUCUCAAACAAUUAAAGAUGGCGAUACAAGAGAGAUCCCUCCUUUUAAAACAAAAGCCCCUGAACUGGUGCCUGAGGAUCCACCUCAGCUCUGGUCACAGAGUUCCAAGAAGUUGGUUUCGUCGAAGCAACUGAGUAAAAGCCUCAUAAACCUUUUAUCUGAUUACCUUGGUGACCCAAGAAUCGGUCCAUCAUUGCUUUUGCUAGCUCUCAUGUCAUCCGGUAUGAUUUGGCUAAACAGAAGCCGAAUGAUUCAAUCGAGUAACCAAAAUAAAUCUAAUCAACAAAAGGAGGAUGAGGAUAGACGAAGAAGGAGUCGAGCAAGGGAAAGUUUGAACAAACUGAUCCCACCUUCCAUGACUGAUGAGGAGCCAAAGGAUGCACGGCAAAUGGCAUUAUCAGAAUCCGACUCUGAAUAA
Messenger RNA from Striga hermonthica, 2094 nucleotides. Lineage: Eukaryota; Viridiplantae; Streptophyta; Magnoliopsida; Lamiales; Orobanchaceae. The record is from the annotation of a GenBank genome assembly.